ACAAAUUCCGUUGCUCUCUCUCCCCUACACGAAAAGAAAUGGUUAGGAUGCACAAACUUUAUUCCAUGCGUCCAAUCUCUUCACCAACAAAAAUUAUAUUCAAUGACCACCUCUGCCAUUGAGAUCCCAUGUCCAAACCCGCAACAAAACUCACCGGAAGAAAGAGUAAUCAAUUGGGUUGUGUUUACAAACAAUCACAAGGAUGGGAUUCUUCGGCGGUCUCUUGUUUGGUGUUGCAUUUGGCAUUUGUUUCAUGCUGUCUGUCGCCCGUAAACAAAUUUUACGAUCAGCUCAACGUAUUACUUUGGCGGCAACCAUCGCAGCGUUUGCAAGGAUGACAGUUGCAGAUUCAAGAAAGCUUCUUCCAGGAGAGUAUUACCCUCCUUGGGUUGUAUUUGCAAAGAGACAGAAGUUAAAUUGGCUUAAUGAUAUGAUGAACAAGAUCUGGCCAUAUGUUGAUGAGGCAGCAUCAGAUCUAAUAAGAAGCUCCGUGGAGCCGAUACUCGAGCAAUACAAACCGAUGGUUUUGUCUUCUCUAAAGUUUUCAAAGUUAACCCUUGGUACUGUGGCUCCACAAUUUACAGGAAUAUCUGUCGAUGAAGGUGAUCCUGGGGAAAUUACCAUGGAAUUAGAGAUGCAAUGGGAUGGAAACCCGAAUGUUGUUUUGGAUAUUGUCACCAAAGUUGGUGUGGCUUUACCUAUACAGGUAAAAAAUAUCGCGUUCACCGGUCUUUUCAGACUCAUUUUCAAACCAUUAGUUGACGAGUUUCCUUGUUUUGGAGCAGUUCUAUUUUCCUUGAGAGAAAAGAAACAACUGGAUUUCACACUAAAAGUUAUCGGUGGAGAUUUAUCAGCACUUCCUGGGGUAUCCGAAGCCAUAGAGGAAACAAUCAAGGAUGCUGUUGAGGAUUCAGUCACAUGGCCAAUGCGAAUCGUCAUACCCAUAUUAGCAGGGGACUAUAGUGACUUGGAGUUGAAGCCUGCCGGAAUACUAGAGGUAAAGCUCAUAGAAGCAAAAGAAUUGACAAAUAAAGACAUUAUAGGAAAAUCUGAUCCAUACGCCAUGUUGUUCGUACGCCCUCUACGUGCCAGGAUGAAAAACAGCAAGACGAUUAACAACCAACUAAAUCCUAUUUGGAACGAGCAUUUCGAGUUCACUGUUGAAGAUCCGAGUACCCAAUACUUCACAAUAAGAGUGUUUGAUGAUGAAGGAGUCCAAGCUUCUGAAUUGAUCGGUUGUGGUCAUGUUGCCAUAAAGGAUCUUGAACCUGGAAAGGUUAAAGAUAUAUGGAUCAAACUCGUCAAAGAUUUGGAAAUUCAAAGAGAUACGAAGAACCGAGGCCAGGUGCAUUUGGAGCUCUUGUAUUGUCCUUUUGGCACAGAGACUGGACUACAGAAUCCGAUUAACCCGGACUUUAGAUUAACGGAUUUAGAGAAGGCUCUUAAAUCCGGAAUUAGUGAAACAGAUGUGGAUCCUGCAAAACUUGCUGCACAGAAGAAAAAAGAAGUCAUAAGGAGAGGAGUUCUUUCUGUAACUGUAAUGUCUGCUCAAGAUUUGCCAGCUGUUGAUCUUAUGGGAAAAAGUGAUCCUUAUGUUGUACUUUUGAUGAAGAAAACCGAACAAAAACUGAAGACCAGAGUUAUAAAUAACACCUUAAAUCCCGUAUGGAAUCAAACAUUUGAUUUUGUUGUCGAAGAUGGAUUACGUGAUUUGUUAAUGUGUGAGGUGUGGGAUCAUGAUACUUUCGGAAAGGACAAGAUGGGUAAAUGCAUCAUGACGCUUUCGAGGGUCAUAUUAGAAGGCGAAUUCACAGAGACAUUCGCUUUGGAUGGGUGCAAAUCAGGAAAGCUGACUUUGCAUCUCAAAUGGACCCCGCAAACAAUAGUCCGCGAUGCGUGAUAACUCAAAUUCAAAUGUGCACUCGUUUGCAUCAUUGUCCACAGAUUUCAACUUCCUGCAAUGAAAUCACAUGCAAUGCAAGGACCUCACCUUGAUUGAAUUGGUUCUUUCUUUAUUGUUGUUCUCUUUUCUUUUGACGGAAUUCGUUGAGGUAACUGUAAAUGACAUAUAGAAGAGAUUGUAUGGCCCUUGAUAUUGUAAACAAGGCAUAACUGUAAAUGACAAUUUUCUGUUUGGCAAGAAAAGGCACAAGUGACCAUACUAGAAUGGGGGUCCAUGUGACCCGAGUUUAGUGGUGAAUUCAGAAAUAUGACACCGUUUGUGUGACCCGAGGUUAGUGGUGGAUCCAGAAAUGUGAAAUGCGUAUUCACUGUUAAUGUGACCCCGGUUUAGUGGUGGAUCCAAAAAUGUGAAAAUGUGAAAUGAGGAUGCACUACUAUCUUAUAGAUGGCUGUUAAUGUAAUAACACUAGAUAUUUGUUAAUGUGACGAUUAUUUGAUAAGACAGUAACUAAAAAGUGAA
This is a messenger RNA of Helianthus annuus (common sunflower), 2422 nucleotides long. Its product is annotated as synaptotagmin-4. Gene Ontology annotation, molecular function: lipid binding. NCBI's taxonomy places the organism in Eukaryota, Viridiplantae, Streptophyta, Magnoliopsida, Asterales, Asteraceae. Gene Ontology annotation, cellular component: endoplasmic reticulum. The record is from RefSeq and is a predicted model, not a curated record. The transcript has 13 exons. The coding region runs from base 203 to 1900 and encodes 565 amino acids.